Molecule: messenger RNA, 687 nt
Organism: Macrosiphum euphorbiae (potato aphid)
Lineage: Eukaryota; Metazoa; Arthropoda; Insecta; Hemiptera; Aphididae
Source: the annotation of a GenBank genome assembly
AUGAGGAGCAGCUGGUUACGCGCGUUGGCCGCGGUGUGCGCCACCGUGGCGCUGGCCCAGGCCGCCGAACCGCAGCAGCAACAAGGCCAGGUCGAGACGCUGGCCAACGGUCUGAAGAUCGAGUACGUGUACACGUUGGACGGAUGCGAGCCCAAGUCCAAGAUCAAUGACAUGCUCACCAUGCACUACACUGGCAAGCUGGUCGACGGCACCAAGUUCGAUUCGAGUCACGACCGAGACCAGCCAUUCACUUUCCAAUUGGGCGUGGGACAAGUGAUCAAGGGAUGGGAUUUGGGAUUGACCAAAAUGUGCGUCGGUGAAAAGAGGAGGCUGACCAUACCGGCCAAUCUAGCUUACGGCGACCGCGGAGCCGGAAACGUCAUUCCCGGAGGAGCCACUUUGGUGUUCGACGUCGAGCUGUUGAACGUUGGCGACCAGGCGCCUACCACAAACGUGUUCAAGGAGAUCGACCAGGACCAGGACAAACAGCUGUCCAGGGACGAGGUGAGCGAAUAUCUGAAAAAGCAGAUGGCAGCGGCCGAGGGCGCAGAGGGCGGUGAUGACAUCAAGCAGAUGAUGUCCGACCACGAGAAGCUCGUCGAGGAGAUAUUCCAACAUGAGGACAAGGACAAGAACGGGUUCAUUUCACAUGAUGAGUUCACCGGGCCCAAGCACGACGAGCUUUGA